UGGAAAUUAUAUUUUCGAGGAUUAAAUCAGCUCAAAAACUGAGGAAACAAAACAAAAUUAAACAGUCUAAAAGAUGGGGGCCAUGUUGUCAAGAUUAGUGAUGAUGAUGUUUGCAAAGAAAGAGAUGAGAAUUUUAAUGGUGGGUCUUGAUGCUGCUGGAAAAACCACAAUUCUUUACAAGCUCAAACUUGGUGAAGUUGUCACUACUAUCCCCACUAUUGGGUUUAAUGUGGAAACUGUAGAGUACAAAAAUGUGGGCUUCACUGUUUGGGAUGUUGGUGGCCAAGACAAGAUCAGGCCUUUGUGGAGAUAUUACUUCCAUAAUACCCAAGGCUUUAUAUUCGUAGUAGACAGUAAUGACAUAGAGAGAAUCAUGGAAGCUAGAGAUGAGCUCCACAAGAUGCUAAAUGAUGAUGAGCUGAGGGAUGCAACACUAUUAGUGUUUGCCAACAAGCAAGACCUUCCAAAUGCAAUGACUGUUGCUGACAUCUCUGAUAAACUUGGCCUUCACUCCCUUCGCCAGCGUCGCUGGUAUAUACAGACUGCUUGUGCUACCUCUGGUGAAGGGCUCUACGAAGGUCUAGAAUGGCUUUCUAGCAAUGUAAUUAUCAAGGCAAGAAAUUUAAUUUGAUCUUCGAUUUUCUGU
Molecule: messenger RNA, 646 nt
Organism: Beta vulgaris subsp. vulgaris (sugar beet)
Lineage: Eukaryota; Viridiplantae; Streptophyta; Magnoliopsida; Caryophyllales; Amaranthaceae
Product: ADP-ribosylation factor
Exons: 5
Coding region: 74-631 (185 amino acids)
Biological process (GO): intracellular protein transport; vesicle-mediated transport
Cellular component (GO): cytoplasm
Molecular function (GO): GTPase activity; GTP binding
Source: RefSeq, a predicted model, not a curated record